AAACCCAGGCUUUUGAUUGGUUUCUCCCGCGUGACGUCGGUUAGUGGGCGUGAGCUUUAUGAACAUCAACAAAAGACAGAACAAGAGAAAGGAAAAAGAGGAGACAAGACGAGAAGCACUAACGUUAUACGUUACAGCGGAAGAUAACAAAUAUGUGGAUUUGACCUGCUAUAACAGAAAAUAAGAAACCACUUCCCGCAGUGCCAGCCAAGACAUGGAUGCAUACAAGCUGAUGAAGGAGCUGAGGGUGAACUAUGAGCAGGAGGCUCAUUAUCUGCCUAAAGAGUCGGGGCUGAGACUCAUUGAAUCCACAACAGAGGAUGACAGUCGGAUUUCGGCCAAGUGCAGAGAUGCCAAAGUGGAGGAUCUGUGGAGUCUGACCAGCUUCUUCGGUUACAGCACUCAGACAUUCGUCCUGGCUGUUAACUUGUUGGACAGAUUCCUUGCCAUGAUCAGGAUCCAGCCAAAGCACCUCUCCUGCGUGAGCGUCAGCUGCCUGCACAUGGCGGCCAAAGUGACGGAGGAGGAGUGCAACCUGGCCCCCCCGGUGGAGCUCAUCCGCAUCGGACAGUGCCGGUUCACCGCGUCCGACCUCUGCCGCAUGGAGAAGAUCGUCGCCGAGAAGCUCAACUUCAAGUCCAACGCCAUCACUGCCUUAACCUUCCUGGACAUGUACCACCAGAUUGCACUUUCACACUGCACAGACAGAAAGGAGAUUCUCAGCCUGGAGAAACUGGAAGCUCAACUCAAAGCCUGUCUGUGCCGUAUCUCCUUCUCCAAAGCAAAGCCGUCCGUCCUAGCCUUAUCUCUCCUGAGGCAGGAGAUCCACGCCGUUCAGUCGGAAGACAUGCUGGAAAUAGCCAGUCACAUCCAGAGACACCUCAAGAUUACCGACGUGGAGCUGCGGCUGUGGAGCGAGCGGGUGGCUCGGUGUCUGUCGGACUACUCGUCGCCUGAAUGCAGCAAACCCAAUCACAGGAAGCUGCAGUGGAUCGUGUCGCGGCGGACCGCCCAGAACCUGCACAGCUUACGCACCGUGCCCGAGCUGCCUACCAUCCCAGAGGGCCGCUGGGACGAGAGCGAGAGUGAGGACUCCUGUGAGGACCUGAUGAGUUCAGGGGAGGAGUCCCUCAGCAGUUCUCUGGGCAGCGAUGCCGAGGGUCCCUACUUCCCUCUGCACCUCCGCCGCCAACACCUCCACGCCUGACGACCCGCUGCCUCCCCCUGAAACCUUCAGAUUCUUCACCUGUAGUCUUUUAAUUUAUUGUCAAAAAAGCUCCGGGGCUGCUGGUGGAGAAUCGCACAACUACUGAGCAGUCCGGACUUCUUCCUGCUAGGUUUUUUUAGUUAGUCGUGUCGGUGCAUGUUGAGAUGCCACAUUCCAGGAGCGAUGUUUGAUUAAAGUUUGGUCGACGCGGUGCAGCGUACGGCCUCUAAAAGUGCUGAUAGAAACAUCUCAACCUCAGGCGUCAGCUCAGACCCGAAGCUGUGGUCAAGAUCAUUUGCCAAAACAUGUAUUUAUUUAAUAUAAGAGUUGUACAGAAGCUGAGAGCGGUGAUUAAACGUUAGGUUAUGAAGAGCUCUAACUGAAGGCACCGGUGACGCAACGGUUUCAGGGUUGAAAACUUAUUUGUAUUUCUUUAGAAGAAUUACGUUGUUAUGUUUUGACGCAAGACUGUUCGUAUGCACGUCUGCUCUCACCUUCUGUAGGAAAGUUUCAUUUGCACAUUUUUUGAAAUCUCAUUUAGAGCGGUAAAUGAGCAGACAGGAGAUUUGUGUCUGGAGGGAAUCUGAUGCGAACAUUGAAAUUGUUCAGAUAAACUGUGUGUGUGUGUGUGUGUGCGUGUGUUCAAGGAUGUUUGCAUGUAUGACCCUGGUUUCUAUUUAAUUAUUUUAUAGGAUGUAGGUUAGGAAAAAAAAGUGUGGUGUAAGCAUUCUGAGAAAAAACGCUGUAUGGAACAAAAAAUAAUACUGACUGUCGAAAAAACAUGUAAAACUGUAAAUGAUGUAAAACAAAAAAAUGUGUAUAGUUCUUUGUAGAUAUUAAGUUAUUUAUUCUGUUUUGGUCAACUGUACUUAAAAAAAACUGAAAUCUUAUAAAAAUAUUAUUUUUUGAA
Molecule: messenger RNA, 2117 nt
Organism: Eleginops maclovinus (Patagonian blennie)
Lineage: Eukaryota; Metazoa; Chordata; Actinopteri; Perciformes; Eleginopidae
Gene: ccng2
Product: cyclin G2
Exons: 8
Coding region: 215-1207 (330 amino acids)
Biological process (GO): regulation of cyclin-dependent protein serine/threonine kinase activity; mitotic cell cycle phase transition
Cellular component (GO): cyclin-dependent protein kinase holoenzyme complex; nucleus; cytoplasm
Molecular function (GO): cyclin-dependent protein serine/threonine kinase regulator activity
Source: RefSeq, a predicted model, not a curated record